Brassica rapa (field mustard) is the source of this 2683-nucleotide messenger RNA. RefSeq names its product probable glycosyltransferase At5g11130. The record is from RefSeq and is a predicted model, not a curated record. NCBI's taxonomy places the organism in Eukaryota, Viridiplantae, Streptophyta, Magnoliopsida, Brassicales, Brassicaceae. Gene Ontology annotation, molecular function: glycosyltransferase activity.
AUCCUUGAUUAAAUCGAACAAAUCGAUAUAAGUGAGCUCAAUGUAAUAUAUGGUUUCUUUUUAUUUUAAAAAUUUCAAUAUGUAAAUAACCAUAACAUAAAUUUAAGUCAGUCCUGGAAGAAAAAAACAAACAAGCCAUAGUUUGCUUGGAACCGCACCAAAUCCAACCUAAACAACACUUAAGAAAAUACGUUUAGUUACUUGAGUGUCAUUGACCAAUAACAAUUGAAUUUGUGAAGUUAAACCAAACCGGAUUACACGGCCAAAGAGUAACAAAUAUAAAUAGAAGAGUAAGGGAAGUAAGAGAGUAAUAAACCUACGAAAAAGCAAACAACCCUAAAAUUCUCAAGUUUAUCUUUUCAGAAUCCAAAUCACGCCUUGAUGUAGAAAAAGAAGAAGAUACUAUUUAAUGGCGGAUCUGACUUGUACUACACCGUUUGUGUUAUAUCCAUUACUCGUCAUAAUCCUUUUCUUCUACUCCCUUAACCACCAUACCGGAUUUCUCUCCUCCGUCGUCAACGAUGAUCCUUCUUGUCAUCACUCCCUCACCUCUUCGUCUGUGUUCUCUUCCUUCAGAUUCUUACCUUCUCGUUCUUCUUCCUCUUGUCACACCACUCUCAACAACCCGUCUUCAUCAGAAGUUACGGUGGUAGAUGAAGCGGCGCAGAGAAUCGAAGAGGGUUUGGCGAUGGCGAGAGCCGCCAUACAGAAAGCUGGAGAAGUGGAUCUCCGGAAGAAUAGUUCGGAUUUGGGAUUUGUAUCAAAUGGAUCUAUCUAUCUCAACGCUUUUGCUUUUCAUCAGAGCCACAGAGAGAUGAAGAAGAGAUUUAAGAUAUGGACAUAUAGAGAAGGAGAAGCUCCUCUCUUUCACGAAGGUCCUCUCAACGAUAUCUACGCUAUUGAAGGCCAAUUCAUGGACGAGAUCGAGAAUGGAAAUAGCCCUUUCGCUGCAGCUUCACCAGAGGAAGCCACCAUGUUCUACAUCCCUGUAGGGAUCGUCAGUAUCAUACGAUUUGUCUAUAGACCUUACACUAGCUACGCACGUGACCGUCUCCAAAACAUUGUCAAAGACUACAUCUCUCUUGUCUCUAACCGUUACCCUUACUGGAACCGCACUCGCGGUGCUGACCAUUUCUUCCUCUCCUGUCACGAUUGGGCACCUGAUGUUUCAACGGUAGAUCCAGAACUAUACAAGCAUUUCAUCAGAGCUCUAUGCAAUGCCAAUGCAUCCGAGGGGUUCACACCCGUGAGACACGUUUCAUUACCGGAAAUAAAAAUUAAAUUCAGCAAAUUAGGGUCUACACACGAGGGAGAACCGCCUCAAAACCGAAAACUAUUGGCGUUUUUCGCCGGCGGUUCUCACGGAGAAGUUCGGAAAAUACUUUUCCAACACUGGAAAGAAAAGGACAAAGACGUUCUUGUCUACGAGUAUCUCCCCAAGACCAUCAACUACGCGAGAAUGAUGGACCAUGCGAAGUUUUGUCUGUGUCCGAGCGGUUGGGAAGUAGCUAGUCCAAGAAUCGUGGAGGCUCUUUACUCCGGUUGUGUUCCGGUCAUCAUAGCUGAUUCUUACGUACUUCCAUUUAGUGACGUGUUGAAUUGGAAGAGAUUCUCGGUUCAGAUUCCGGUACGGAAGAUACCGGAGAUAAAGAAGAUUUUAGAAGCGAUAACUGAAGAGGAGUACUUGGAGAUGCAGAGGAGAGUUCUUGAGGUGAGAAAACACUUUGUUGUAAACAGACCAUCGAAGCCAUAUGAUAUGUUGCAUAUGGUUAUGCAUUCGCUUUGGUUACGGAGGCUUAAUGUUAGAAUUCCUUUUUCACAGUGAAACUAUAUGUUGUUAGACUCUUUUAAUAUAGUAGAUAUUACACAUGCAUAUAGUAUAUAAGAACUUGGGAAACUUUAAAAAUGUUUCGUUUCACAUAUAUAUUCGAUUAGUACAAGCCUUCGAGUUUCGUUUGGGAAAGAAACGUGUAAAAGUUGCAUGCAGGCCUGGUUGUACGUGUAACGGUAGGAAACCCACCCACAAGGCCCAUAAAGGAUAAGAACUUAGAAAACGAGAAAUAUUGUUAUCAUACUUUAAAAUCAUAGUAACCACCACCAAGGCACCAACUAUAGUUGUUCAAAUGAGAUAGCAUUUUUCUGUUAUGAAGUUUUUCUACUACAAGACAUAAGCCAUCAAUUUUUAUUCCUUGUUACUUUAGAAUUUAGAUAUUCUAUCUGUUACAUAAAACUUGGGCAGCUUUUUUCAUAGCCUCAAAAUCAUAAUAGUAGCAAUAUUUGAAGCGAGAAUAUAGGAAGGACCAAUACUGCAGUAAUGAAUAGUGUGUCGUAGAAUAGCAAGUAACUUUUUCAAAGUUGUAAAAGCAGUAAUAAUCGCAUUAAAUUUAGUGAACCUACUAGUAGUACUUUUGCAGAGUUCACACGGUAAGAAAGGAACGUAUCUUACCUUCUUUAAUGAUUGAAUUUCACUAUGUAAAUUGAUUAAUAUAAAGGUUAGUGUUCCAUCAGAAAUCCAACCAAACAUAAACCGGUUCAACAACAUCAGCAAUGUAAAGACGUUUCAGUUUCUUGGCACUGCCAGUGGAAAGUACACAUUGUCCUAACCCCCACUGCGUCCGAUAAACACAAAACAGCAAAAUUCAAAAAUCUAAUGACACAAAAAAAAAACUAAAAUAGAAAGACC